This is a messenger RNA of Nymphalis io (European peacock), 2746 nucleotides long. RefSeq names its product E3 ubiquitin-protein ligase COP1-like. The transcript has 7 exons. Lineage: Eukaryota; Metazoa; Arthropoda; Insecta; Lepidoptera; Nymphalidae. The record is from RefSeq and is a predicted model, not a curated record. Gene Ontology annotation, biological process: proteasome-mediated ubiquitin-dependent protein catabolic process. Gene Ontology annotation, molecular function: ubiquitin protein ligase activity; protein binding. The coding region runs from base 448 to 2625 and encodes 725 amino acids.
GCUUUCCAGAAACUGAUUGAACAGUGCAAAUAUGAAGGGAUAUUUUGUUCAGUGAUGGGUUUUGGUGUAAAAAAAUCCAGCUUGAUAGUGACAUUAGCUUCAGACGAGGUAUCAAGUACAGUGAUUAUGAUAUGUGAUAAUAAACUUGAGGUGAGAGACUGUUGCUGAAUUUUAAUGAGAAGUUACAUGUUUGAAGAUCAUCACACCAAUACAACAACGCUGAUGCUGUACUUAUAAAAUUAGCAUGUUUUCAAUGUGGUUUAUAUAUUUCUGAUAAAAAUGAACAAGUAGUACAACAAAUGUAUACUAUAAAUCAAAAAACAAUAUCAGUAUUUCGGGAAUACUACUUUACACACUCUUUACGGGUUCUCCAAAAUAACUUAAAUGAUAGUCAACAUCGUAAAAAUAAUGACGUAAUGUAUUAAAAUAAACAAUAAUAUUGAGACGAUGAGUUUGGGCAGUAUGUCGGGCGCCGCGGCGAGCGGAGCCGGCAGCUCGGUGUCCGCACUAGGCGGGCUCGGCGGCUCUCUGGAGGACAAGGACUGCGACCUGCUCUGCCCCGUGUGCUUCAACCUCAUAGACGAGGCGUACGUGACGCGUUGCGGUCACUCCUUCUGCUACGCCUGCAUCGCCAAGUCCGUGGAACUCCAUCGCCGCUGUCCGAAGUGCGGCGCCGCGCUGGCCGGUCGCGAUCAUUACUUCCCGAACUUUCUUCUCAACGAAUUAGUAGCGCGGAGACGACUACGGACGAGACCUCAAGUAGUCAGCGGGCCCGUGUCGACGUCUCCGGGUCCGGAUGCGGAGCGUCUUCGAGCUCUGCUAGCCUCCGAGGCCAGACACCUAGCGCUGCCCGACGUGGAAGGAAUGCUCGACGUGCUGACGAGACGGAAACGCCUCUUGGAAGCGGAGUCGGCUGCUGCUCAUCACAAACUUCUGUACGAGUUCCUGUCGCAGCUGCUGCGACACAGAACGCAUCAGCUAGACCAGUUGGCGCGAGAAGCGGCACUUGUAAAAAAGGACAUGGAGCACGUGGCGGGCGUGCUGCACGAGCUGCGCGCGGGCGCGGCGGAGCUGGCGCGCGCGCCGCCGCCCGGCGAGCCGCCCGCCGCCUGCGAGCCCGCGCGCCUCGGCGAGCUGGGGGACGCCGCGCCGAGGAGCCCGCCCGCAGAGGAGGAGGAGAGCUUCGCGAGUGCGGGGGGUGGGGGCUCGGGGGACGCCCUGUCGGCGCGCUGGAGGCGGCUCGCCGCGCACUUCGACGACUUCGUGCAGUGUUACUUUGCUCAUCGUGCAGACGAACUUUAUUUCCCUGGAUCAGGCUCUGCCACGCCCGCCGUCGGCCUCCCGGCUACCUCCGGGCCGUCUCCCGGCCCCCCCACGUCACUCUCGCAGCCCCUCGGCGCCGGCGGCGCCGCCGACGCGGACCCCGUGCCGCAGCAGACCUCCGCGCCCGAGACGAGGGCCUCCAGCGCCGCAGGCGACCAGCGCGCGCCCGAGGGGGACCCGCAGCCGCCCAGCGCCGCACCGAGCACAGUGGGGGCCCCGACGCCGGCGAGCGCGCCGGGGGCCCCGGGCGCCGGCGGCGAGGGGGGCUUCGGCGGCCUCGAGGCGUUCCGCGAGGACUUGGCCGCCUUCACCCGCUACCGCGCGCUGCGGCCGCUCGCCACGCUAUCGUACUGCAGCGACGCCAUCAACUACUCCACCAUCGUGUCCACCAUCGAGUUCGACAAGGACGACGAGUUCUUCGCCAUCGCGGGCGUGACGAAGCGCAUCAAGGUGUUCGAGUUCGAGGCCGUGGUGCGCGACGCCGUGGACGUGCACUACCCGUGCGCCGAGAUGCAGUGCUCGCACAAGAUCUCGUGCGUGUCGUGGAACGCGUACCACAAGCACGUGCUGGCGUCGUCGGACUACGAAGGCACGGUGAGCGUGUGGGACGCGCACGCCGGCGUGCGGACGCGCUCGCUGCAGGAGCACGACAAGCGCUGCUGGUCCGUGCACUUCAACCGCGCCGACGUGCGCCUGCUGGCCUCGGGCUCCGACGACGCGCGCGUCAAGCUGUGGUCGCUCAACGCCGAGCGCUCCGUGGCCACGCUGGAGGCCAAGUUCAACGUGUGCUGCGUGCGCUUCAACCCGCGCUCGUCGUGCCACCUGGCCUUCGGCUCGGCCGACCACUGCGUGCACUACUACGACCUGCGCGCUCCGCGAGCCCCGCUGGCCGUGUUCCGCGACCACCGCAAGGCCGUGUCCUACGUCAAGUUCGUGGACGCCCGCACGCUGGUGUCGGCGUCGACCGACUCGCAGCUCAAGCUGUGGCGCGUGGAGUCGCCGCGCUGCGUGCGCAGCUUCACGGGCCACGCCAACGAGAAGAACUUCGUGGGGCUGGCCACGGACGGCCGCUACGUGGCGUGCGGCUCGGAGAACAACGCGCUGUACGUGUACUACGCGGGCCUGUCGCGCCCGCUGCUGGCGUACCGCUUCGACGCCGUGCGGGGCUUCCUGGAGCGGGAGCGGCGCGACGAGGAGCCGGCCGAGUUCGUGUCGGCCGUCUGCUGGCGCCGGGCGCCGGACCGGCCCGCGCUGCUGGCCGCCAACAGCCAGGGCACCAUCAAGGUGCUGGAGCUCGUCUAGCCCGGCCUCGGGACUCCUAUAAAUACCUUCUGUAUACCGUUAUUUUAUUAUCAUUUAAUACUAACGACACUUUCGAAACGUCCCGUCGCCGACAAGAGACUGCACGCCGUGCCCGACGCCG